CUUAGCUUGCAGGCGUGUCUGACGUCGUUCGGCUGUCCAGCUGGUUCUUCUAUCCUUUUACCGCCAACAUUUCUGACCAGCAAUGCCGCCCAUCGCACCUUUUAAAGCCUGAAAUCCCACAUAAACUUUGCCUAUCCUUUGCCUUGUGUUCGAAAUGUGGUAGCAUCAAUGCACGCGUCUUCUAUGCGCGUGAUUCGGCGCAGGUUAGUGGACGAUGGUGGUAUGUCGUUGACUCCUCGAGGCGCAUGCUACAUGUACGGCACACUACAUGAAAUGAGGAUCAACCCAUUCACUCUCUCCCUCUCUCUCUCAUCGUAUCGCCUUUUCCCCCAGAAUCUGGAACAGUCGUUCUGAUUCAAGUUUCAUGCCAUCUUCCAGUGGCAGCGCCAAACUACGCAAGUCCUCGCGGCUGUCAGUUAACGGAGGUCGACAACUAAUUGGCUCUGUUCAUUGGAUGUUCAGCAACACAGCUCGUCGCCGUGAAUCGUACCUACCUACUGAAAUUCAAAAGCGAAGUUUUUUCGGCAUGGGGGAAAUUAUCGGUGUACUCACUAAUCCUGCGGAAACUGUGCGCUCCCUGACCGAGUCCAAACGUCUUCUUGAUGAAGCCCGCCGGGAAAUCAAUGAGAACCGCGAGCGAGCCCAAAUCAGAACGAAACACACAUUCUCUAGGCUUCCGGGUUUUUUCCCUAGAAAGGCAGAGAUCCGUGCCAUUGAACGUGCUUUAGAAGGCGAUCCUUCCUUCACCAUCCUUUUUGGAGCAAGCUCCGUAGGCAAGACAGCCCUACUGCGUGAAAUUCUCUCACGGGAUACAUUUCAUGUCCUGCACUUUGAUCUCAGGAUGGCAGGAUUUGCCGAUCUGCAUAGCUUAUACAUGAGCCUCAGUCAUCAAAUGGAACAGUACUUUGAAGAGAUAGCUGAAAAGAUGAAUGGUAAUGACCAGUUCGAAAGGGAGGCGUGGAGCUUCAAACAUGACCGCCGUAAUGUCGAGCGCAGAAUUUCCGAAGCACAAGAAGGAUCUGGAAUCAGAAAGAUCACCACAAGCGAUAUAGCAAGGCUUAUGGAGUUAUUCCAGAGUUCACUUCUGAAAUAUUGGGAGUUUGAGCCCUGUGCCGAAGGUUGCAAGAGAAAAAAUCACGACUCUGAUAGUACUCCGCCUGAAAGGACUCGCUCCGAGAAGACUGCUUCGAAGAGUAGAUGGAGUUUCCGGAGACAACCAAAGCCUCGGACCUCUCAGCCUGAGGAGCAUUCAGAUAGAGUCAAAGAAAAACCAAACCCCCCUCCGAAGAAAAUGCCGGUUCGUAGUUCUUCCAUAGUUUCGAUUAUCGUUAGUGAUAGCGUAUCCAGGUCAUCUUUUUUGAUGAAGCACACAAACUGCAUGUAUCGUCACUCUCGCCAUCUGAUCUCCGCUAAGCCUUUUUUCAGACCAGCUUUGAUACAGUCAACAGAUGCGAUGAAGUGUCUGCUCGAUUCAAUGCUCGUGCUGACGAAACAAGAUCGACUUUGCCAUGUUAUACACGCGACUAGUGAUCCCUUUUAUCAAACAUGGCUUCGACAAUUGAACGUCAUGCAACAUUGCAAAAUAAUCACUAUCGGUGAUUGCAGCAAGUCUGAGACUAAGAGGUUCUUCCGAGAGCGGAUGCUUCCCCGUGUUCCUGGUUAUCUGCGAACUGGACUGGAUUUCGAGUCUUUAUAUGAGGCUUUUGGAGGCAAAUUUGCACAUUGGCAAGACUAUAUCACUGAUUACGUCAACGCGAAUGGCUAUAUGACAAUUAAACAAAGCUCUCAUUUCCUACAAGCGCACGCGCUCCUCAACUUGCAUAUCAUUCACUCCUCUCAGUCGUCUUCUUUGAGUCAUGAUAACGAACGAGGGGAUGCAAUUGGUGACAAGCACAAUAGCAUUCCGAGUGCUGAUAGCAUCCACCCAGGACUUGGUGCCGCCGGUUUCAAGAUUUAUUCACCAAUCACGAACCCAGCCAGCCCAUCAUCACCUAUCACCCCGAAUCCCACCAGUCCAGCCUUCUUCGUUCCAGAAUUCACUGCAAUGGAACUGCUCAAGGUCAUGAGCAGGCUUGCGAAACCUGGCGCUACAUCCCUGUCAUACUUUAUGUUAUGUCGAGAGUUGGGCGUCAGGGCUGUGGAUGGGAUGGUCAACGGUCGGGUUUUGGACCUUCGCUGGACAGAACCGGUGACGAAUGAGCAUAGCGAUGGGAGAGUGACCCGACCUGUGAGUACUGUGACAGGCCACGGUCCGGGGCAUGGACAGGAUGGUAGCACUACUGUGGUGGACGCUCCCAUAGGAACAAUCGGUACUACCGCUUCGACGGAGGAGGGCGAUAUGGUGGCAGUCUCAGAGCAGGAGCGCGAUUAUAUGGCCAAUAGGUAUUGGGAUACAGGCCCCGAUGAGGUUGUAGGACCUGUACUCAUACCAACGACACCGAUUAUGCGUUUUGCUAUGUCGGAAGUAGUGGCAGAGUACGAAGAUACUGGCUCGGUGUCCGAAUAUGCCUCGAUGACGGACAUUGAUGAGUAUUAACGCCAGUGAACGGUAUGUAUAAUCUUCUUGUAACUACUUAAUAUCUGUCAUGAUUCUACUCAUUUGCGUGGGUUUAUUCGUUACAAUAGAG
Molecule: messenger RNA, 2627 nt
Organism: Guyanagaster necrorhizus
Lineage: Eukaryota; Fungi; Basidiomycota; Agaricomycetes; Agaricales; Physalacriaceae
Exons: 8
Coding region: 365-2536 (723 amino acids)
Source: RefSeq, a predicted model, not a curated record